AUGGAACCCGAUUCACACUAUACUGAAGAAUUGAGUCAAGAAGAAGAAAAAAGAUUAUCUUCAAAAACCUCUGUUCUCACUGAACCAGAGAAGAACAAGAUUUACGAACAGUCUAUUGAACUAAUCAAGAAACAAGAAGCCAAAGAGGAUUUAUCGGUUUUGCCAAGUUUACAUGUUUCGGAUAUAUCGCAAGAAAUGAAAAGAAUUCCAUUAGAACAUCGUAAUUUGGAGGAUU
This is a messenger RNA of Racocetra fulgida, 235 nucleotides long. Lineage: Eukaryota; Fungi; Glomeromycota; Glomeromycetes; Diversisporales; Gigasporaceae. The record is from the annotation of a GenBank genome assembly.